Rhinichthys klamathensis goyatoka is the source of this 6773-nucleotide messenger RNA. It is a transcript of the gene myo5aa, whose product is annotated as myosin VAa. Lineage: Eukaryota; Metazoa; Chordata; Actinopteri; Cypriniformes; Leuciscidae. Gene Ontology annotation, cellular component: myosin complex; cytoplasm; actin cytoskeleton. Gene Ontology annotation, biological process: actin filament organization; vesicle transport along actin filament. The record is from RefSeq and is a predicted model, not a curated record. The coding region runs from base 233 to 5905 and encodes 1890 amino acids. Gene Ontology annotation, molecular function: actin filament binding; ATP binding; microfilament motor activity. The transcript has 42 exons.
UCUCGGUCAUGGCAACCGCGUUUUCAUUGACUCAUUCCCUGCAUAGAUCGCACCAAGAACGAACACGCCAAAAACACGGGCGGAUUCAUGAGGAAUGAGCCGAAUCCUCUGUCUCCAUGACAUUCUUCUAAAGGCUUUUCACUGAGUGAGAUCUAGAAGAGAGAUUUGAAUGUUCGCCGUUGAUCGGAUGUUCAGCUGACUGUGAUUGCAGGAACAUUGUGCGAUCAUCAUCAUGGCUGCGUCUGAAUUAUAUACAAAGUAUGCCCGGGUCUGGAUCCCGGAUGUAGAGGAAGUGUGGAGGUCAGCAGAGCUCACCAAGGACUACAGACAAGGAGACGGAGUACUGCAACUACAGCUAGAGGAUGGAAAGGAAUUGGAGUACAAAUUGGACCCCAAGACGAACAACUUGCCACAUCUGCGUAACCCAGAUAUCCUGGUGGGAGAAAAUGACCUGACGGCUCUCAGCUACCUUCACGAGCCUGCUGUGUUACACAACCUGAAAGUGCGCUUCACCGAUUCCAAACUCAUCUACACUUACUGCGGUAUUGUGUUGGUCGCUAUAAACCCAUAUGAGACGCUUCCCAUCUAUGGAUCCGACAUCAUUAAUGCGUACAGCGGGCAGAAUAUGGGCGACAUGGACCCUCACAUCUUCGCAGUGGCAGAAGAGGCUUACAAACAGAUGGCCAGGGAUGAGCGGAAUCAGUCCAUCAUUGUGAGUGGAGAAUCUGGAGCAGGGAAAACUGUUUCAGCAAAAUACGCCAUGCGUUACUUUGCCACGGUCAGCGGCUCUGCCAGUGAAGCCAAUGUAGAGGAGAAAGUUCUGGCAUCCAACCCCAUCAUGGAGUCCAUCGGUAACGCCAAGACCACCAGGAAUGACAAUAGCAGUCGAUUUGGGAAAUACAUUGAGAUCGGCUUUGAUAAGAGGUAUCACAUCAUUGGUGCGAACAUGAGGACAUAUCUGUUGGAGAAAUCACGCGUCGUAUUUCAGGCGGAUGAAGAGAGGAAUUAUCAUAUCUUCUAUCAGCUCUGUGCAUCUGCUCACCUCCCGGAGUUUAAAGCCCUGAAACUCGGGAAGGCUGAUAAUUUUCACUACACCAAACAGGGCAGGAACCCAGUGAUAGAUGGAAUAGAUGAUGCCAAGGAGAUGUCGACCACAAGGAACGCCUUCACACUGCUAGGUGUAAAUGAGUCCUAUCAGAUGGGAUUGUUUCGGAUUCUGGCUUCGAUUUUGCACCUGGGGAACGUGGAAGUGAAAGACAGAGACUCGGACAGCAGUAUCAUUCCACCAAAUAAUGGUCACCUGAGUGUGUUUUGUGAAUUGAUGGGCGUGACGUAUCAAGACAUGUCUCAUUGGCUGUGUCAUAAGAAGCUGAAGACGGCAACUGAGACGUACAUAAAGCCCGUCCCCAAACUACAGGCCAUAAAUGCCCGCGAUGCCCUCGCUAAACAUAUCUACGCCAAACUCUUCAACUGGAUCGUGGACCAUGUGAACAAAUCGCUACAUUCUACGGUCAAGCAGCACUCGUUCAUCGGAGUCCUGGACAUUUACGGGUUUGAGACUUUUGAAAUCAACAGUUUUGAACAGUUCUGUAUUAAUUAUGCCAAUGAGAAACUACAGCAACAGUUCAACAUGCAUGUGUUUAAGUUGGAGCAGGAGGAGUACAUGAAAGAGCAGAUCCCCUGGACUCUCAUUGAUUUCUAUGAUAAUCAGCCGUGUAUCAACCUCAUUGAGGCCAAGAUGGGCGUCCUGGACCUGCUGGACGAAGAGUGCAAGAUGCCGAAGGGUUCAGAUGACUCCUGGGCUCAGAAACUGUAUAACACUCAUUUGAAGACGUGUUCACUUUUUGAAAAGCCACGGAUGUCCAAUAAAGCUUUCAUUAUUCAGCACUUUGCAGACAAGGUGGAGUAUCAGUGUGAUGGUUUUCUGGAGAAGAAUAAAGAUACAGUAAAUGAGGAGCAGAUACAUGUUCUGAAGGCCAGUAAGUUUGACCUGCUGGUGGAGCUGUUCCAUGAUGAGGAGAAAGCAACGAGUCCAACCGGUGCUGCUCCUACCACUGGAGGACGCACUCGCCUCAGUGUCAAACCAGUCAAGAGCAAAGCUGGCCAAUCUAGCAAAGAACACAAGAAGACAGUCGGACUGCAGUUCCGUAACUCUCUGCAUCUGCUGAUGGAGACGCUCAAUGCGACUACGCCGCAUUACGUUCGCUGCAUCAAACCCAACGAUUUCAAAUUUGCCUUCACGUUUGACCCCAAGAGGGCAGUGCAGCAACUGCGUGCAUGUGGAGUUUUGGAAACAAUACGCAUCUCCGCAGCUGGUUUCCCAUCUAGAUGGACGUAUCAAGAGUUCUUUAGCAGGUAUCGUGUCCUGAUGAUACAAAAAGAUGUUUUGACGGACAGGAAGAUGACCUGUAAGAACGUUCUGGAGAAACUUGUGCAGGAUCCAGAUAAGUACCAGUUUGGCAAGACCAAGAUUUUUUUCCGGGCGGGGCAGGUUGCGUACCUGGAGAAACUGCGUGCAGAUAAGUUGCGUGCUGCCUGCAUCCGCAUCCAGAAGACCAUCCGCUGCUGGCUGGCGCGCAAGAAGUACCUGCGCAUGAAACAUGCUGCCACAACCAUCCAGAGAUACGUCCGUGGACACCAGGCCCGCUGUCUUGCAAAAUUCCUGCGUCGCACACGUGCUGCAAUCAUCAUUCAGAAGUACCAGCGCAUGUAUGUCCAGAGAACAUGUUACAAACGCAAGCAGGCUGCUGCUCUGGCCAUGCAGUGCAUCCUCAGGGCCUACAUGGCCAGACAACUGUACAAAGCGCUUCUGCGUGAGCACAAGGCCAUCAUCAUUCAGAAGAUGGUGCGCGGCUGGUUGGCGCGGCAGUGGUUCAAGCGUUCGCUCAGAGCCAUCGUGUACCUGCAGUGCUGCAUCCGUCGCAUGCGAGCCAAGUGGGAACUCAAGAAGCUCAAGAUCGAGGCGCGCUCGGUCGAACACUUCAAGAAACUCAACAUCGGCAUGGAGAACAAGAUCAUGCAGUUGCAGCGCAGGAUAGACGAACAGAACAAGGACAACCGUUCUCUCAGCGAGCGUUUGAAUGGUCUAGAGAUCAGCCAUGCUGCAGAGUCUGAGCGCAUGCGUGUGGAAGUCCACCGUCUGCGAGGGGCAGAAGAGGAUGCCAAAAACAACGCCAACAAAGUUACAACUCUUCUGGAGGAGCUGGAGCGACUGCGCAAAGACCUGAAGAACACACAGAAGGAAAAGAAAGCCAUCGAGGAUUGGGCGAAAACCUACCAGGACGAGAUGGAACAGAUGAUCUCAGAACUAAAGGAGCAAAACCACCUGCUGAAGAACGAGAAAAACGACCUGAACCGACUCAUCCAGGAACAAGGCCAGCAGUGGACAGAGAAAAUGCAGAGGGCUCUAAAGGAGGAAACCCAGCAGCUAGAAAACGAUUUAAACGAGGAACGCUCUCGCUACCAGAACCUCCUUACCGAACACCUGCGACUAGAGGAGAAAUACGACGAUUUGAAAGAGGAGAUCUCACUUGCAGUGAAUGUUCCAAAACCUGGUCACAGGCGCACAGACUCGACACACAGCAGCAACGAAUCAGAAUGUACCUACAACUCCGAAUUUGCAGAGUCCGAGGAAGGGUCCCGCGGAGGGGAGGAUGUUUCCAAGGCGAUACUGGACAUGUCCCUGUUCCUGAAGCUACAGAAGAGAGUAUCCGAACUAGAGCAAGAAAAACAGUCACUGCAGAACGAACUCGACCGGAGGGAAGAGCAGUUUCAGCGGGCUAGAGCUAGGGAUGAUGAGGAACAUAAGAAAGCUCGUGGCGCUGAGCUGGAGUAUGAAUCUCUCAAGCGUCAGGAGUUGGAGUCUGAGAAUAAGAAGCUCAAACAUCAUUUGAAUGAGAUGCGUCAGUCUUUGAGAGGCAGCGCUGAGGCCGGUUCCGCUGCUCCGGGUUCUCCUCCGUACACUGUCCUGCUGGAUCAGCUGAACUCCUCCAACGAGGAGCUGGAGGUGCGGAAGGAAGAGGUGCUCAUCCUGCGCUCUCAACUCGUCAGUCAGAAAGAGGCCAUGCAACACAAGGCAACCAUGACUGAACCUUUGCCGUACAUUGAGGAUGUGCAGAAGUUGACCGAUGCCAAGGAGAUCUCCCAGGCCUACAUGGGUCUCAAAGACACCAACAGAUCACCCAGGUUUACACGCAGACCGACUGAAGUGAACGAGCUUGUGAGCAGGUUGAGAUCCCCAUUCCCUGACUACCAUAAACUGAAUGAGGAUGGAGAGCUGUGGUUGGUUUAUGAAGGGUUAAAGGAAACAAACAGGUUGUUGGAGUCUCAGUUGCAGGCUCAGCGUCGGUCUCAUGACAAUGAGGUGGAGGUUUUGCGUGGAGAGCUGCAGAGUGUUAAAGAGGACAACAACCGUCAGCAGCAGCUGUUGGCUCAGAAUCUUCAGCUUCCUCCAGAGGCUCGAAUCGAGGCCAGUCUGCAACACGAGAUCACGCGCCUCACCAACGAGAACCUGGAGCUUCAUUCUGAUGAUCCAAAGGAGUAUAAAGCCUACAGAAUCAGCAUGUUACGCAGGAUGGUUGAUCUCAUGGAGCAGCUGGAGAAACAGGAUAAGACCGUCCGCAAGCUGAAGAAACAGCUCAAAGUCUUUGCAAAGAAGAUCAAUGACCUGGAAGGUGGGCAGAUGGAUGUGUCUCCAGGACAGACGACUGAUGAGCCUGUUCAUCCAGUGAACAUUCCACGCAGGGAGAAAGAUUUCCAGGGAAUGCUGGAAUACAAGAAAGAGGAUGAACUCAAACUGGUCAAAAAUCUCAUACUUGAGCUGAAGCCUCGUGGUGUGGCAGUGAAUCUGAUACCAGGGCUGCCGGCAUACAUCCUCUUCAUGUGUCUGCGCCAUGCCGAUUAUGUCAAUGAUGACCAGAAAGUCCGAUCUCUACUCACCUCUGUCAUCAACAGCAUCAAGAAGAUCCUCAAGAAAAGAGGUGACGACUUUGAGACUGUUUCCUUCUGGUUGUCCAACACGUGUCGUUUCCUGCACUGCUUGAAACAGUACAGUGGCGAUGAGCAAUUCAUGAAGCAUAACUCCCCUAAACAGAAUGAUCACUGUCUCUCCAACUUUGACCUGGCCGAGUACCGGCAGGUUUUGAGCGAUCUGGCCAUUCAGAUCUACCAACAGCUCAUCAAGUCUAUGGAGAACAUCCUGCAGCCCAUGAUCGUCUCUGGCAUGCUGGAACAUGAAACCAUCCAGGGCGUUUCCGGCGUGAAGCCCACGGGUCUCCGUAAGAGGACAUCGAGUAUCGCCGACGAGGGCACGUACACGUUGGACUCCAUCAUCCGCCAGCUCAAUUCCUUCCACUCCAUCAUGUGUCAGCACGGGACCGACCCGGAGCUCAUCAAACAGGUGGUCAAGCAGCAGUUCUACAUCAUCGGCGCCGUUACUCUCAACAACCUGCUGCUGCGUAAAGACAUGUGCUCCUGGAGCAAGGGCAUGCAGAUCAGGUAUAACGUGAGUCAGCUGGAGGAGUGGCUGAGAGAUAAGAAUCUCAUGACAUGCGGCGCAAAAGAGACGCUGGAGCCGCUGAUUCAGGCCGCACAACUCCUGCAGGUGAAGAAGAAAACGGAUGAGGAUGCCGAGGCAAUCUGCUCCAUGUGUAACGCCCUCUCUACAGCACAGAUCGUGAAGGUGCUGAACUUGUACACGCCUGUCAAUGCAUUUGAAGAGCGUGUGUCAGUAUUGUUCAUAAGAACAAUACAGACGCGUUUACGGGAUCGGAAGGAGUCGCCUCAGCUGCUGAUGGACACCAAAGUCAUCUACCCCGUGACCUUCCCCUUUAACCCCUCCUCUCUGGCCCUGGAAACCAUUCAGAUCCCCGGCAGCCUCAAUCUGGCCUUCCUCACUCGCGUGUAGACCUGUCAAUCACCUCACCUCAGCCAAUCACACGGCAGGAACAGGGAGCCAAAAUAUUUCAAUAAAUAAAUAAUCAGUUGUUAUAGGUAAAUAAGCCACAUAAUUAAAGAGAAUGCAAUUUAGACCAUGUCACCAAUCCCUCUUUUUGCUCUUCUUCAUCACUUUUGUCUAUUCUUUAAAAGGGUGAAUCUUGCAAAAACCUGUUUUACUUAAAGAAAAUUCAGCCCAUACCAUUAUACCAUUAAGUUUUUGGACAUUGUGAUGCUAUUUUAAUGAUAAUUAAGCACUUUCCCUCAACAGUUUUGUAUUGCUUUAUUGCAAAAAAAAAUAUCUUAUUGCGAAAACAAAUAAUAUUAUUCACAUUGUACAGUAUUUGCGGGCAUAUGCUGAAUCAAAUAAAUAAUUGGAACUCACUGGAAUGCAGUAAAAUAUAUAUGAUAUUAUUAAUGAGAAACAUUGAGGAUAGUGUGAAUAACAGAAAUGCCCAAAACUAAAAUGUCCACAAACAUUACAGUAAGGAGAAUAUGGGCAGAAAUAUCCAUGACAACAGUUACAAUACAACAACAAAAAAACAACAAUGUUUUUUUACAUUGUUUAUAUUUAAUACAAAACACAAAACAAUGUUUUUAAAAAAAAUGGCCUUCAUUGACUUCAUUCUUUUGAUCGUGGAACCUGGAUAUAUAUAUUUUUUGUGAGAUUCACCUGGAAUAUUUCAGAGAUGUUUCGCUUAUUGAACAUUACGAAAGUAAGAAUGAAGCUCAAAAUAACUAAUUCUAACACUAAUGCCUUUUCAGACCACUGUCACAACCAGAAUAUGUUUCCCGGGGCUGUAUAAUCUUAUACAUAUAUAAAUAUCUAUGAAAGUGUA